Molecule: messenger RNA, 3801 nt
Organism: Syngnathus acus (greater pipefish)
Lineage: Eukaryota; Metazoa; Chordata; Actinopteri; Syngnathiformes; Syngnathidae
Product: muscular LMNA-interacting protein
Exons: 12
Coding region: 231-2480 (749 amino acids)
Biological process (GO): negative regulation of transcription by RNA polymerase II
Cellular component (GO): PML body; sarcolemma; nuclear envelope
Molecular function (GO): lamin binding; transcription corepressor activity
Source: RefSeq, a predicted model, not a curated record
GGUCAUGCUGCUGUCAUCAAACACGCAAGAGAGCUGCUCUCUUGAUGCGUGAGGCCUGACAACAAACAGACCCUUUGGCUUAGAGCGCUAUCUGAAGUAGAGAUGAGGAGCUCUAAUAAGGAUCAAACAUAUAACAUUGCCUUAAGGGACCCACAAGUUUCUGGCAUGGAAAUGCUGCUCCAUACCUAAAGAACUUAGCUGGUUCCUAUGAGAAGACAAGCGGCGAGACAAUGUCGGAUGGCAAGAUUUUAACAGCGGAGAUAAUCUUCAUCAAAGAAUCACUGGAGAGCGGAGAGGGAAUUGAAACAAAGAUAAAUAAGUCUCCACUGGCCCAAGUGAGCUGCUCCCAAGCCUCCACGUCACUGGGUGGCCAGUCUGAAAAUACACUCAAACACAGCGGCACUGCCUCCAUGGAGACAACUGCGAAUAAACACCAGAGCCUUUCCCAGCAGUGGGGUCACGAUUCCGCUGGACGUGUUGAGGUUAGCUCAGGUUACUCUUCCGAGAAGCCUCCUACGAUGAGUGCCACAUGCUCGGCGCACGUGUCCCCCACGCUGGCUUCAUCCAGAGAGUCCAUCCUGUCAGAAAGCUGGGACAGAGACAAGUGCUGGCCCGCCAUGCCGCUUUCCUCUGUUGGUUCUCCUACUUCCCUCAGCCGCACUGUUUCCCCCUGCUCGUCGGUGCGCUCUGGCGUCUUCUCCCCUGCUGUGGUUCAGAUCAGAAAGCAUGCUCUUGCCCCGGGCUCCAGUCUGUUUCACAUCGCUCAGUCCUGUUUCUCUUCCUGCGACAGUCUGGCUUCUUCAAUCUGUCCGCAGUCCCCUUCUUUUCGGCACCGGCCUCCCCUCACCAGACUCUCCCUCCUGACAGCCAUCUUGAGGAAAGGCCGUCUCCCUGUUCUGUCUGCUUCCCUCCGGAGGCCCUACACCCCCUGCUGGCCUGUUAACCCGGUGACCCUCACUUUCUGCAAAGCAUGUUCAGCGGCUUCCAGUGUGGCCUCCAUUCCCCUGGAGUUUUCAUCUCCGUUCUCAUCAUGUACAUCCUUAGAUAGUCAAACCUUUGCACACAGGGAGCCUAUUAGGUCUGUUCCAAGCCACCCAUCUGAGUUGCCUAAUGAGCACAGUAGGCCUCGCACUCCAGUUAAAAGAUGCUCAGGGGAGAUUCGCCCAAGAAACGUGCCAAAGUGGGAGCAGGUUAUUUCACCGCCGCGGUUAGAAAGCAGCGUGGUAUCGAGAGACCCACCACUGAGGUUGUGCUCAAAACUCAAAGAUGUUCCACUGAGCUACAAAGAAAUAUCACUGCAGCACUCUUAUGUGUUCAAGCGUCCUGAGCAAAAGCCCAGUUUUGCUCACAUGUACCUCAGCAGUAAAGGAGAGUGCAUUCAUCCUACACUUGUGCAGCAACCGGUGGAGAAAAGUCGGCGGUCAAAUUCUUCCCUGUCAAAGCUUCGUGUGCUCUCUGAGCGACUGCGAUCCCCUUCCCCCUGCUCCCCCUUGUCUUCUCCAUCACAUUCCCUCUCAGCCAGCGGCACUACAUCACCAGCUCUCCCUUCUCUCCCCAAAGCACCCAACCUGACACCGUCUCGCUACACACCCGUCUCUUUUUCCGGGUGGUCCUCGCCCAUCGGCUCUCCCACGCCAACGCCCUCUCCCGCCACGCUAUUUCGAGACCUCACGCCGUCCCCUUCCUUCUCUCUGCGCUCCACGCCCUCCCCGAGGCCGGGGAGUGGAAUAUCAGACUGCAGUGACAGGGAGGGUAAAAAAAGAAAGCCUUACAAGAUUAAGUCAAGCUACAAAUCACUUGCUGCAAUCCCUACAAACACCCUUCUCUUGGAUCAGCAGAUAAUAGAUGAACAGGUGCAGAGUGAGAACAUCUUGAAAAGAGGAGAUCAGUCUCAUGGAGACACUCAUGCCGAGAUGUGCUCACCUGCUCAGCUCCGGCAGCAGUCGGAGGAAUUGUAUGCUACCAUUGAUGAAAUAUUGGCAGAUUCCAAUCCACAAAACAAAAGGGCGACCAAGGCGUUGGUGACAGACGGCGGUUUACGGAACAAAUCUGCCAAAUCGUUGGGACGUGAAACCAAAUAUGCGUCUUCAAGCAGCAUGCAUCCAUCUGGAAGUGUUGAAAAAAGACUAAUGGACUCUAAAAAGACAAAGCCUGGGAUUGUUCGACCCAUGAUGACCAUUCCAAGAUUGUCAAAGGAAGAUGGAGGAUAUCGACACUGUCCCUUCAGAGAAACAGAUGUCUAUCGCUGCUUAAAAGGGAACCCUGAUCCAUGCAAGGAGGAAAGCGUGUGCCUUGAAGACACGAGGGGAAAUGGUCACACAAGUAGAAAACAUCAAGUACUGCAAAAGAAAAGGACAUCUGAAACAAGUCCAUUCACCGUGUGUGAAUUGCAAAUCAUUGAGCCCGAAGGCCAGCUCAGUCGUUUUGAGGACGAUGCUUCCGCCUCUCUCCGUUCGGAAGCUUAUGGAACUCACAUUUAAGUUAUGAAACAUUCAUGACGUGAAUUGGAAGAGAAGACAAGAAAAUACUUUCCCCGUUUUCAGCCAGGAAGGCUCAUUCUAACCAAACCUGUGCUGCAUUCAUAAAUGAUUUUUAAAAGAGGGGUUGUGAAAAGCAGUUUCUUUAAAUUCCUUGAUAUUGUGCCAGUGGUAUGUCAGGGCCAAAGGGCAAAGGCAAGGAAUGAGUUGGAAAUCACUUAAUUUCCAUGUGCACAACACAGAAAUAGUGAAAUGUCUUCAAUUGUCCAAGUCCAAUGUGGAGGUUUGUUUAAGUCAUUUACGAAUUGACUUCUUCUACAUCUGUCACCAGUAGUCAAUAGGUAAUUAUUUUCUUGCCUUGCUGCCUGACUAGAGUGUCCCUUCUAACAAAAAGCUUUCAUUUUUGUUGUUAAUGUGGCUCUUGAAAUGAUAAAGACAACUGUCGUUCAGAAAAGCGUGGAAGAACUACUCAGCAGCAGUCCAAUAUGCAAUCCAGUUACAUGGCUUGACUUGACGUGUAUAAAAUCAAAGUGGGCAGCUCGAGCAUUAAAAUCUGUUAUAAUGUAUGCUAAUAUAUUUCCUCCACGCAUAGGCAGCCACUUAAUAAUUGAGUUUGGCAAUUGGGAAAAUUAACAAUCCACUAAUUCAUUUCACAAGUGAUGUCAAUCAGGCAAUCUUUCUAUAUUGUAAACAGCCAAAAUUACCCUGAAAGACAGUAUGGUUUUAAUUAGAAAAGAAAAUUAAACAGUAAAGCUGGAAUUACUUUAAAUGCAAAUUGUGUUGUAGGUGAACUUUUUUUUCAUCUCAAUUUGGCUAACAUAUGAUAACAAUAAAGACUGCCUUUGCAUUGCACUAUAUUGCUAAUGUUUGAUUUUCAGAUCCUACAGCAUGUAAACAAGACUUUAAUGCUGGCUUUAUUAAAAGAAAUCAUAACACAGGUGUAAAACUGGAACUUUAAAAGAAAUUUCUCAGUUGCUGCACAGGAGAAUCAAGUGUAUUAUUUUCUGUUGCUAAUUAAAGCAAAGAAAAUCCAUUGCACAUAACAUGAGACCAAGAACGAUGAAAGUGGCUCCUGCAAUGGACCUUCAACACACAUUCACAUCCACUCUGGACUGUUGUUGCUAGCAUACAAAUAUGCUCUAUGUAUUUUAAUUAACAUUCUAUCAGUCGUUGCACAAUUUUCUUUGGUAUCAAAGGAGACAAUUGUGCUCACUGAGCUCCUGCUCCUCUUUUUCCACUUCUUCCCAACUUGAUCUUGUCAUUAUAUUAUGCAUUGCAUCGAUUGAACCGUUUGAUAAAAUAUUGUUUGAACAUUUCAAUUUUC